This is a messenger RNA of Vidua chalybeata, 1988 nucleotides long. RefSeq names its product cilia- and flagella-associated protein 251-like. The transcript has 8 exons. Lineage: Eukaryota; Metazoa; Chordata; Aves; Passeriformes; Viduidae. The coding region runs from base 1 to 1311 and encodes 436 amino acids. The record is from RefSeq and is a predicted model, not a curated record.
AUGACAAAGCCCCCCCAUGAGGACCCCAGCAAAGAGAGAAAUGGGGAACAGUGUUGGAGGCACAGAGAAACUGAGAAACCCCAGCUGAGGUCUGGAGAUGCCAACGCUCCGGUGAGCAGCGACAGCCACGGGGAGAGCAGUGGAGCCCAUGGAAUAGAGGAGGAGAGUCCCCGGCGCGGUGUCUCCGAGCAGGACCCGGACCAGCCCGAGGCAGAGACAGGAGCCGGACAUGCCAGAGCCAGCCCCGCUCGGCGGGGACAGGAAAGCGGCGGAGAAGAAGCGGGUGGAGAAGUCCCCAGGACCCUCCCCGUGCAGAGCAAGGUGGAGCCGCCCAGCCUGGACCCUGCGGAGGAGCCGCUGCUCUGGGAAGGGCUCACCCUCAACAAGUGCAUCCUGGUGGCCUCCGUGGUCGCCCUGCUCAGCGUCACCUUCCAGGUGCUCCAAGCGCCAUGCUCCAAGGAGGGACUCGCCCGCGGCCGGCAGGAGCCUCCGCCCCCUCCCAUUCCCGAGGCCGUGAGCCCCAAGGCGGAGAUCCCAGAGGCGGUGACCGCCCAGCCUGCGCCGCCACCGGAGAGCAGCGCGGUGGAGGAUGAUGAUGAUGAUGAAGAGGGUGACGAUGACGAUGACAGCGAAGCUGACAGCAACCUGGCAGAACCCUGGAUCUUCAAGAAGUGGUUUGGCCGCACAACACCAGAGGAUGAGGACAAGGAUGAGGACAAGGAUGGGGACAUGGAUGAGGACAAGGAUGAGGAUGAGGACAAGGAUGAAGAACCUGCAGAUGUCCCCGAGGUGCCAGUGGCUGUGAUGGAGGGGAAGAAGAGCCAGGAGAAGCAGGAGAAGAAAAUGGAGAAGGAGGAGGAGGAGGAGGAGGAGGAAGAAAAGGAGGAGAAGGAGGAAGAAAAAGAGGAGAAUGAGGAGGAGGAGGAUGAGGAGGAGGAGAAGGAGGACAAGAAGAAGGAGAAGAAGGAGAAAGCCCGGGAAGGCCGUGCUGUCCAUGUGGAGCGGAGCAGCCGGAGGGAGGCACGAGCCAAGGACAGGACAGCAGGGGACAAACCUGGCAGAGCCCCCAGGGCCCCCAGGGACCCCGAGCAGCAGCCCCAGAAGAAGCGAGACCGGGAGAGGAAGGAGAGGAAGGAGAGACGGCGGGAGAGGGAUGAGCCCAGGAGGGAGGGGUGGAGGGGCCGUCCCGGCAGGGCUGACGGCGGCCGGGAGAGCCCGAGGCGGGACUGGAAGCAGCAGAAGGGCAGGAAGCCCUGGGAGCCGGCGCCGGGCAGGGACAGCAGGGCCAGGGAGGGCAAGCGGCGCGACUGAGGCCAGGGUGGGCGUGGGGCUCGAUGGCGCUGGAUCCAGGGGGAUCCAAUCCCAUCACCGCCCCCGGCAAGGGACCCCCGGCCCUGCCAGCCCUCCAGAGACACCCCCGGGCAGGACAGCAUGCCAGGACCCCCGAGCAGCAGCAGAGCAGCCCAGGAGCCUGGCACGAGCCUCCCUGGGGACUUUGGGCCACCCUGGAUCAAAGGUGACCUGAAAGGACUCAUGGAAGGAGCUUCUUUGAGCCUCCUUACUUCUCCAUCCCCACCCAAAACCCCUCUGCAGCUCCCCUCCACUCGUGGUUCCGGGGUGAACAGAGUUGUGUCCAGACUGUGCAGCUCUUGGGUUAAUGGUUUUAUUGAAAGCAAAUCAAGAGAGAAGAAUAUUCUGGGUUACGGAACCAGGCUGCAGCCAUCCUCAGAGGGACAUCAGGGACAGACCCCCGACCUCACCCAGCCCAGUGCCAUCGCUGCAGGGUGGCCCAGAAGGUGCUGGUGACAGAGCAGGGCUGGAGCCUUUCACCCAGGGAUCCCUGCGGGCCUCGCCUUCUCCGAGUCGCUUUUAGGAAGGAAACACAAGAGCAAUAUCACACAGCCAGAGAUGCUCACAGCCCUGACCCAUGGCAGGUUUCAGUAUUUGCUAAAUCAACAGUGGUUAAAAUAAACUAUUUUCAUUUUUAA